GAGGCGUCUACCAGAGCGGCUCAAACCGGGAGAACAAAUGCAAUUCAGCCAUGGACAAUAGUGGCAACCACACGGCGACCAAAAUCGUAGCGACUCCUCCGUCCAGAGAAAGCCUGACUGCCAGGAGCAACAUGAUCAGCACACCCAAGCCACUCGCCUUCUCCAUUGAGCGCAUCAUGGCGCGGACUCCAGAGCCCCGCUCCAUCCCCGUCCCGCAGCUCCUCCAUGGCUCCGUGGCCAAAGGCGACCCCAAGCAUCCGCUGCACCUCAACUCCUCCAUCCCCUGCAUGAUCCCCUUUGUCCCGGUGGCGUACGACACCCUGCCCAAAGCGGCGGUGGCUGGAGCGGAACCCAGGAAGGCUCACUUAGAUUCCUCUUCCUCGCCCUCCUUUAGCUGCGGCGAUCUCUUGAACUGUGCCCUGAGCUUGAAAGGAGAUUUCCCCCGCGAUGCCCUGCCCUUGCAGCAGUACAAACUGGUAAGACCCCGAGUGGUCAAUCACUCCUCCUUCCACGCCAUGGGAGCCCUGUGCUAUUUCAACCGAGGCGACAGCCCCUGUCACCCGUCCUCCAGUGUCAACAUCCACCCGGUGGCUUCUUAUUUCCUCAGCUCUCCCUUGCACCCGCAGCCCAAAGCUUACCUGGCGGAGCGGAACAAGCUGGUGCUACCGACCGUGGACAAGUACUCGGCGGGGGUGGCCUUCAAGGACUUAUCGCAGGCUCAGUUGCAGCACUACAUGAAAGAAAGCGCUCAGAUCCUCUCGGAAAAAAUCGCCUAUAAGACGUCGGAGUUCAGCCGCGGCUCCCCGAGCAGCAAGCCCAAAGUUUUCACGUGUGAAGUUUGUGGAAAGGUGUUCAAUGCACAUUAUAACUUAACGCGCCAUAUGCCGGUGCACACGGGAGCCAGACCCUUUGUUUGCAAAGUUUGCGGGAAGGGCUUCAGACAGGCAAGCACGCUCUGCCGGCACAAGAUCAUCCACACGCAGGAAAAGCCACACAAGUGCAACCAGUGCGGCAAAGCUUUUAACCGGAGCUCGACUCUGAACACGCACACGCGAAUACACGCCGGCUAUAAGCCAUUUGUCUGUGAAUUUUGUGGCAAAGGAUUUCAUCAGAAAGGCAAUUACAAAAACCACAAGCUGACUCACAGCGGGGAGAAGCAGUUCAAGUGCAAUAUCUGCAACAAGGCUUUUCACCAGGUGUACAAUCUGACCUUCCACAUGCACACCCACAACGACAAGAAGCCCUUCACCUGCCCCACCUGCGGCAAAGGCUUCUGCAGGAACUUUGACCUCAAGAAGCACGUCCGUAAGCUGCAUGACAGCGCCCUGGGACUGCCCCAGCCGCCCGCCGAGCUGGGGGGGCCCGACCCGCCGCCCCCUCCCGGGGCGCUGCUGCAGGCUGCUCAGCAGACUCUGCCAAGAGGAGCCUUGAAAGCGCAGCCCGCCCGUCGGUGGGCACCUGAGGAGCGGUGGGAGGGGGUUUCCUGGGAUUAUGCCGCUGCCGGGAUAACCGAACAGGCACGGAAGAUGGGUGGUACCCCCCGGGAGGGGCAGGCAGGCCCGCUCGCCUCCCUCUGCUCUCUCAGGGCUGUGCCCACAGCCCCCCUUCGGGAGUUCUUCUCGGACAGGGGCCGGGCCAUGCCUCACUGCGGGGCGGUCCGGGAGAAGCGGAGGGUGUCCCGCGGGCGCUGGGGUUCGCCCCACUCUGCGGAUCUGUCAGGAGCGUCGCGGGUCUGCCCCAGAACCUUGUACUCCUGGAGGCCUCCCAGGGUUUUGGCCUUUGGCGAGGGCUCGUGGUUACAGCGGGGGCUAACGCGUGACACCCGAGAGAAGGAUAUCGCCUUGACGCGGCGCUCCCUCCUGGGACGUUCCCCGGGGGUGUCCGCAGCCAGCAGCUGUGGUCCUCAAGCUGGGCCGGCCGCUCUGGUCAGCACCGUGCGCCUUUCCAAGCGGCUGAGAGGGGGAGCGCAUCUCUCCCUCCACACGUGUCCGAUUACCGCGGUAAUCUCCCGAGCCGUCGGUUCUGCGUGCUAA
Messenger RNA from Ficedula albicollis (Collared flycatcher), 2033 nucleotides. RefSeq names its product FEZ family zinc finger 1 (gene FEZF1). Bases 51 to 2033 code for a protein of 660 amino acids. The record is from RefSeq and is a predicted model, not a curated record. Gene Ontology annotation, cellular component: nucleus. The transcript is spliced from 6 exons. NCBI's taxonomy places the organism in Eukaryota, Metazoa, Chordata, Aves, Passeriformes, Muscicapidae.